This is a messenger RNA of Salarias fasciatus (jewelled blenny), 2125 nucleotides long. RefSeq names its product receptor activity modifying protein 1 (gene ramp1). The coding region runs from base 295 to 768 and encodes 157 amino acids. Gene Ontology annotation, biological process: intracellular protein transport; cellular response to hormone stimulus; calcium ion transport. Gene Ontology annotation, molecular function: coreceptor activity. Lineage: Eukaryota; Metazoa; Chordata; Actinopteri; Blenniiformes; Blenniidae. The record is from RefSeq and is a predicted model, not a curated record. The transcript has 3 exons. Gene Ontology annotation, cellular component: signaling receptor complex; membrane; cell surface.
AUCAUGCUUCAUGUCCGGAUGACGCGCGGCCGGUGACAGGACGACUCGGGGGAGUUGAGGUGCAGCUGGAACAGGGACGAGUCGCGGCUCUCUCCCGAGCACUUUGCGCUAGAAGGUGAUCCAUCCGGGGGCUCCUGCGGUGACCGGUCGACCGCGCGGCUGCGUUACAUGGAUUUCCGACCAGCGCAUCACUUAUAAUGUCUCCCAGCCCUCUCUGAGACCCUCGUUCGUUCUUUAUCGGAUCACUUCCCUCCCGAGAACUUCAGUCAGUGGAUCGCUUGGCGCGUGACCAGGAUGGGCUCGCAGACCGGCUCCGCUCUGCAGAGACAGGCGCUCCUGUGCUUCAUCAUAACAGCGUCUUCCUGUGUGUCUCGGGUGUGUCUGGACUCUGUGGGGCUCGGGUGCGGCGCCGACUACAGAAGCCUCAUCGAGACCCUCUGCCAGGACAAGUUCAGGCUGGACAUGCAGGCGCUGGACCAGAGGCACUGGUGCAGCUGGGAGGACACAGUCGAACUUUACGGCGAGCUGACAAACUGCACCUUCGUGGUGGCCAGGGAGUUGAAGUGCUACUGGCCCAACCGGGUCGUGGACGAAUUCUUCAUCCAGGUCCACCAGCACUACUUCCACGACUGCUCGCUGUCCGGACGGCUUCUCAGGGACCCUCCCAACCGCAUCCUGGGCCCCUUCAUCGUGGUCCCCAUCCUGGUCACCCUCCUCAUGACGGCCCUCGUGGUUUGGAGGAGCAAGCGCAGCGAGGGGAUCGUGUAGUGGAGGCAGGGAGUGAGGCACGCUCAUAAGACUCGAGAGUAGAGGUACUUGUUCAAUAUUUGGGGAAAGGGGUUUCAGGAAGACCACAGUUUCUUUAUUAUGAACAGGCAAAAGGUUCUUAAAUGAAAGAUCUUUUUUUAUGCGGGACUUGUCUGUUUGGACACUCUGUGUGGACUGAAAGGGAAUCCUUGGUGUACAGAGCUCAGAGUGAAUCCUGAUUCAUAUCGGUAUCAGAACACUGACCCCCGACUGCAAAUAUUCACAAAACACUCCAUGGAGACAGAAAUCCUGCAGAAAGUUUUAGAUGAAUGAAUGAAUUUGGUUUUAAUAAAAAUGCUGUCACCUUCAACAUGCAGGGAUUAAAUGAUGAAUACUGAAGACGGAUGCUCAUAACUCUUGCGGGGAACCCAGGGAUUUGAUUUUAUUAUUUAUGUGUACGUACAGUAAACAGUUGGUACAACGUAAGAUGAAGCUGUCGACAGAAUCCACUGGAUUGAUCUCUCUCCGAUGCAGUUUGUGUGAUUUCCUGUGCUAAUUUUGACGGAUGUGCACUACAUUUGAAUCCCGCAUUAUGAAUCCUCCAGAUGGCUCACUGUUGAGCUACAGAAUAUAGAGAGAGCAGAAAUUAGUUUUAAUUUCCUUUUUCUCUAGACAGCUCGGCUCACACAUCCCCAGUCUCUGCGCGCACCAGCAGAGCGGUCCGCACUCCGAAUGGGAAAUGAGCUUCUAUAGCAUGAGCUGCAUCGCUGGGAAAGGCAGAGGAAAUUACUGAAAAUUGGGAGGUGCUCGCCGCAAAGUACGGAAAAGCACAACAGAGGAAGGACGGCGGUCCAACGGCCCCGGGCUCUGAUCUCCAUCUUCCCCCUCCAUCACCAAGGAAACCGAUGUGAUGAAAAGAGGAGAACAUUCACAAAAGAUAAAUUACACUUCCAACUACAGAGACAACACUAAACACGAUGGGCUGAGUUAGCCAACGCACAUCCCGGUCCCACGUAGCCGUUGCCUAAAGCACAGGUCGUGUAUCGUGGACCUUCGGAUUCUAUUGAUCUCCCAGCGAGCCACAGUGUGCCGCGCGAACCGUUUCCUCACUGAUAUUUUUGAAUGCUCUCUUUCCUUUUAGAGAUUACCUGACCCCCCGACCUUCCUGUCAACAAAACAGACUCUAAAACACUCCCACACUUCCACAGCACGAUCCCACUUUGUACUCUGUGCCAAACGCUCAAUCGAAUAAGAAGGCAAUGCUUUGAAUUGUCUCGUGUGUUGUUGGAGUGGCUUCUGAUGAUUUAAUUCUUUUUUUUUUUAAUCUGUGAUUAUGAAGAAAGUUCAAUAAAGUAUCUGAUUGUGGUGUCUGGUAUGA